AUGAUGUUGUCAACAUUCUUCUUUUUAAUUAUUGUCACAUUUGGUAAAAAUACAAUGGAUUUAUGUGUUGUUCAAAAAGUAACAAUUGGUACCGAAGGAAAAAUUCCAACAAAUGUUUUUUCUGCUGAUAAUGGUAUUAUUUAUGAAAUCAAAAAAGAUGAUCAAUAUUGUUAUGGGUAUGUGUCAUUAAAAAAUCCAAACUCAACUAGGUGUUAUUCUGAUAAAUUUAUUUGGUGGGGAGAGUCUGGACUUGGAACAGUUGGAAUUAAGGUUACAAGCGAUACUUUUACUGCCGAUAAAAUCCAAGAGAAAACAGAGAUUCAAUACUUUCCAACAGAAAAAGGUAUUACCAGUAUGCUUCAAGUAACUGUUAACUGGGAUAAUUUUAAUAAAUAUGCUGCUGAUAGUAAAACAUUACUUAAAAUUUCACAAUACGCUCGUGGUAUAACAGUAUUAUCAACAAAAAGUAAUAAAUUGAUGAUGGUUAUUUCAUUUGUUACAGAUGACGGAAAAGGAAAUACAGGAGAUGUAAUGUUUGGAUACAUUAGUUUUAGUGAAUCAAAACUUUACAUUAAAUACGAUAAAUCAUUUUGUAGUGAUAUAACAACUAACUUUGUUGAAUCAAAUCUUUCUGAAAUGAAUGCAAAUGGAAAUUCAAUUGCUUUUGGGUCACCUAAAACUAGAGCGGAUGAUUUUAGUACAUUAGCAAAAAAUAUUUUCAUUAUGUCUAUAGAUGAUGAUACAACUAAUCCACAAUUUCCAUUUUCUUUUAGUGAUAUAGUUUUUGUCCCAUCCCCAACACAGAAUUUAGCAGCUUUAGGUAAAGCAAUUGAAAUUAGUAAUACCUAUUUAAUGUAUUCUGAUCCUUUAUCUAAUAGAGGAAUUGUUUAUAUUUCAAGAAGAAUGGAGGGUAACACUUUUGAUUUCCGAGCAACAAUUAACCCAUUACCAAGAUGGGGAAACUACCAACGAUUUGGAGCUUAUAUGAGAGUUGUUGAAUUGAAGGAUACAACUGAAGUUUAUGCUGUUGCACCAUCUGCUUGGGUUCAUAGCGAUACUAGAAGAGCAGUUGCUGCUGGUUCAGAAAGUCAUGAGAUGAUUGGUAUAGUUUAUCAAUUUUCUAUUUCAGGAACUCAUUGUGAACCAAAGAACUAUUUCUUUAUUGACUCUCCAAUUACUGAUGGUGUAAUGAACUCAACGAUAUCAUCUCUUAUUACUAUAUCUGAUCGUGCUUAUGUAACAUUAGCUAAUUAUCAAGGAUUGUACAGAUUAAAUUGUGAUCAGAAAACUCAGAUCCACCUUUAA
Molecule: messenger RNA, 1305 nt
Organism: Entamoeba dispar SAW760
Lineage: Eukaryota; Evosea; Mastigamoebida; Endamoebidae
Exons: 1
Coding region: 1-1305 (434 amino acids)
Source: RefSeq, a predicted model, not a curated record